AUGGAUGAUCCCAAGGUUUCCCCAUCGGAAAUGAUGGACAAAGUCGAUGAGGCUGCGGCUGCCAUGUCUUCUGCCGAAGGGGAGAAGUGUUCUCUUGGUGGUGAGGUUUUCGAGGGCGUCGAUGCUGCCGGCAACUCCGGGCUUGUGAAACAUGCUUUCAAAUUUAAUGAGGUGCCCAGCCCGGUUUCCCAAGAUCAAGGCUCGUCCUCCACUACGAAGUUCAAGGCCAAGGCCAAGGACAAGACCAAUUCCAACGUCAUUCCCAAGAAGAAUAGGAGGCGGAGAGCGCACAGCACUGAGGACGAGGAUACGGAUUCUGAGAUGCCGUCCGACAAAAACAAGACCAAGUCCAAGGCCAGCUCGAAGAAGGCUGGGAAGAAGAGAGCAGCCGACACUGAGGACGAGGAUACGGAUUCUGAGAUGCCGUCCGACAAAAACAAGACCAAGUCCAAGGCCAGCUCGAAGAAGGCUGGGAAGAAGAGAGCACAUACCCCUGUGGAGGAGGGGUUAGAUACUGAGAUGGCGUCCGGGAUAGGCUCUGCGAAAAAGAAGCGCGAGGUAACGGUUGUUGCUGAAUCGCCAUCCUCUGGCAUGAUGAAGUACGAUAUGGCCAACUACCAACUGUACAACCCAGCAAUGAAAAAUCGCGGCAUCCACGUGGACGAACCGCACUCCACUUUCGCGAAGUACGACUCCUAUACCCUGUUCAUGGUCCCUGGUAAUAAAUCCAUCGACAAAAUCCCUGCGAAAGGUGUACGCCUGGAUGACCUGAAUGUUGCUAUUGUUAUUGAAUCUGGAGAGCUGGGCAGGAAGCAACGGAACGAGAAUUGGAAGGCGGAAUUCGAUAUAAAGGGGAUGGUCCGUGGGUUACGUGUUCCUUUUGGACAUGCUGCCAAAGAAUUCAGAAGAAGGGAGACGUGGACAUCGAUGGAAAGGUGCUUAGGGAUGCUGACGAACGCUGGUACUAUCUAUGGUACAGAGGCUUGCAUCUCCUGUGUGGACAAGAGGGCUCGGUCGGCAAGAUUUACUUGA
Messenger RNA from Letharia columbiana, 1032 nucleotides. RefSeq lists its product as uncharacterized. The transcript has 2 exons. The coding region runs from base 1 to 1032 and encodes 343 amino acids. The record is from RefSeq and is a predicted model, not a curated record. NCBI's taxonomy places the organism in Eukaryota, Fungi, Ascomycota, Lecanoromycetes, Lecanorales, Parmeliaceae.